AUGAAGGAAGAGAUUCCCAAACCUAGGAUAGAUAAGGUCUACACCUCCAAGAGACAGGGAGUAGAUGCAGAUGGCUCGGUGGAUGACAUCCUUCAGCACCCACUAAGAGUAAAAUCUCUGAGGCGGUAUACAGAUGAGCUUGCUUCUCAAUUCAGUCAGCCAGAAUGUAUCAUUACAUUGGAGAAUUUACACUUAAGGUUAUUAUUCAUAAGUAGUGACUUGGUCCUGCCAUUUUUCGACGAGUUGGCUCGAGGGAGGCCGCGGUGUCGUGGCGGAGGGGGUGCAGCUGAGGCCGGAACCCUGCCCUGGAGCUGGGUGGUUGAGUGGCGGGCGAGGCCGUGUCUCUUGGCGCGGCAGCCCCGGGCUCUGCCGGGGCAGCUUACUAAAAAGUACAGCUCAUGCUCAACAAUAUUUCUAGAUGACAGCACAGUCAGUUCUAAUCUUACAUACACAAUAAAAUGUGUGACCUUAGCAAUAUAUUACCACAUAAAGAACAGAGAUGCAAAUAGAUCCCUGGAUAUUUUUGAUGAGAGAUCACAUCCACUCACACGAGAAAAGGUUCCAGAGGAGUACUUUAAGCAUGAUCCUGAACACAAAUUUAUUUACAGAUUUGUCCGUACGCUUUUCAGUGCUGCACAGCUUACAGCUGAAUGUGCAAUAGUCACUUUGGUUUACUUAGAAAGAAUUUUAACUUAUGCUGAGAUCGACAUUUGUCCCACUAACUGGAAAAGAAUUGUCUUGGGAGCCAUUCUUCUCGCCUCCAAGGUUUGGGACGAUCAGGCUGUGUGGAUGGACUACUGCCAGAUCCUCAAGGACAUCACGGUUGAGGACAUGAAUGAGAUGGAACGGCAUUUUUUGGAGCUACUUCAGUUUAAUAUUAAUGUUCCUGCCAGUGUUUAUGCCAAAUACUACUUUGACCUUCGCUCCUUAGCAGAUGACAACAAUCUGAAUUUUCUGUUUGCUCCUCUCAGCAAGGAAAGAGCACAGAACCUAGAGGCCAUUUCCAGAUUGUGUGAAGACAAAUACAAAGACUUGUGUAGAGCUGCUAUGAGACGAUUUUUCAGCGCUGAUAAUUUCAUUGGCAUUCAGCGCUCUAAUGCUAUCCUCUCUUAAAGGGAGUAAUGAGAGGGUUCUAACAUCCUCAAUCCCUCAUCUACAAGGACUGGAGAACUGUCACCUCUCUGGCUCAAAAACCAGCAAAGUUAGUAUUUUCACCAAAAACAAAGACAUGGUAUUCAAGAGACUUGUGGACAAUGAGGAGGAUUGCACUCCAAAGGAAAGAAUGGGACCUUGUUAAUGCAACAACACACCCUUCUGUCCUUUUUAAUGUAAACAGAGUUUAAAAAAAAAAAAAACACUUCAGAAAGGGAAAGCUCCCAACCCACACACAGAUAUUUCUUUA
This is a messenger RNA of Lepus europaeus (European hare), 1402 nucleotides long. Its product is annotated as cyclin-Y-like protein 1. The record is from RefSeq and is a predicted model, not a curated record. Gene Ontology annotation, biological process: regulation of protein kinase activity; regulation of canonical Wnt signaling pathway. NCBI's taxonomy places the organism in Eukaryota, Metazoa, Chordata, Mammalia, Lagomorpha, Leporidae. Gene Ontology annotation, molecular function: cyclin-dependent protein serine/threonine kinase activator activity. Gene Ontology annotation, cellular component: plasma membrane.